AUGUUUCCUGGCAUUAUUAUUUGUUUGAUCAUUUUAGGAAUUGAGUUCAUUACAGGGAUUAUAGCAAAUGGGUUGAUUAUUAUUGUGAAUUUCAGUGAAUGGAUCAGAAACAGAAAACUGACCUGUUGUGACAUAAUUCUGACUAGCCUGAGCAUCUCCAGAUUUUUCCUACAGUGCACGAUAGUCAUUAACAAUAUCUUACUUCAACUACCUCAAGCCGUUAAUGAAUGGUGUGCUGUGUCGAGUCCAUUGACUGUUUUCUGGAUGUUUCUAAAUACUCUCAAUCUAUGGUUUGCCACCCUGCUCAGUGUCUUCUACUGCGUGAAGAUCGCCAACUUCAGCCAACCUCUAUUCCUCUGGUUGAAGCAGAGGAUAUCGGGGCUAGUGCCACAGCUACUCAUGGGAUCCUUUCUGGUCUCCUUGGUCACCUGUUUCCCUUCAAUCAGUGCCAUAGAAAGUAAGUACAUAGACCAUUCAAUGAAUAAUCUAUCAGGAAACACCACCAAGGAAUGUCAAUAUACGGUUGAUACAUCUUCUAGCCUCUUUAUUUUGUCCAUGCUUGGAUAUUCCUCUCCCUUCAUUAUAUUUAUUAUUUCCUCCAUGCUGUUAAUCACUUCCCUGUGGAAACACAGCAAGAGGAUGGAAAAAACCACAAGCAGCUCCCGGGACACCAUUACUGAGGCUCAUGUCAGAGCAAUUAAAGGACUGAUCUCUUUCAUUUUCUUCUACAUUGCUUAUUUUGUGACACUGCUAAUAUUUUUGUUACAAUUAUCUACCAUCAGCUCCUACUAUUUAUGGAUAAUGAUAAUGAGUGCUUAUCCUUCUGGGCACUCUAUUAUCCUAAUUUUGAGUAAUCCCAAACUGAAGAGGGUAGCAGUGAGGGCUUUGCACUAUGCUGGUUGCAGGCUGAGAGAUGCUGUUUCAUAA
Molecule: messenger RNA, 927 nt
Organism: Mauremys mutica (yellowpond turtle)
Lineage: Eukaryota; Metazoa; Chordata; Testudines; Geoemydidae
Product: taste receptor type 2 member 8-like
Exons: 1
Coding region: 1-927 (308 amino acids)
Biological process (GO): sensory perception of taste; G protein-coupled receptor signaling pathway; detection of chemical stimulus involved in sensory perception of bitter taste
Cellular component (GO): membrane
Molecular function (GO): G protein-coupled receptor activity; bitter taste receptor activity
Source: RefSeq, a predicted model, not a curated record